This is a messenger RNA of Drosophila sechellia, 1895 nucleotides long. It is a transcript of the gene Pop2, whose product is annotated as CCR4-NOT transcription complex subunit Pop2. Gene Ontology annotation, molecular function: nucleic acid binding; poly(A)-specific ribonuclease activity. The record is from RefSeq and is a predicted model, not a curated record. The coding region runs from base 609 to 1682 and encodes 357 amino acids. Gene Ontology annotation, cellular component: CCR4-NOT complex. The transcript has 4 exons. Lineage: Eukaryota; Metazoa; Arthropoda; Insecta; Diptera; Drosophilidae.
UUACACGUUUUCCAGCACUUGAAUGGAAGAGCGAACGUUUACCCUCACUGCCGCAAUCGGGAACAAUUUUUUAUUAUGGCACUUGCGCGGCUCACAAACAAUAUUCGUUGAUUAAAAUUCAUUGGAAAUUAUUGCCGAAAGUCGAAGACUCCGCCAAUUGAAGUGUACGCUUAAAACGAUCGCCGUGCAGGAAGCGGAAGUGUCCCAAUAACAGCUAUUUUUCCCGCCGCUUUCUCCCCCAUCACCCCACCCCACAAGCGACGCCGAUAGAAACAUUUAAUUUGUGCAAAUAGCCGAAACCCACACGGUCGGCCAUCAAAUAUUAUGAAAUGGCAUCAGCUUUGAAUAACUUGCCCAGUGUUAUCUGAAGGUGUGUUAAUGCAUGCGAGAUACAUCAUAGGUGCAAUAGGUAUAAUCCUGUAAAGGUAGAUUGAAUUAUUAUUCCAAAACCCCUGCAUUCGAUCAGGAGCAUUGAUCCCCCGAAUCAGAGCUUAAGACCACUCAUCCAGGUGGAACUUGUUGCUUGAGGCUUGGUUGUAGGUCAGUGCGAAGAGGUGGCUGAUCCGGCGACGAAAGGUGCGCACCAGGCGACGUCCGGCGACGAUACAAUGCCCUCGGCCAUCAGUGGCGCGCCACAUGCCCACAUACCCAGCAACGAGGAGUGCGGCAUCCGCGAUGUGUGGAAGCAAAACCUGGAGGAGGAGUUCCGCACCAUACGGAAAGUGGUGCAGAAAUACCACUAUGUGGCCAUGGACACCGAGUUUCCGGGCGUGGUAGCACGUCCAGUCGGCGAGUUCCGCUCCACGGCGGACUAUCAUUACCAGCUGCUGCGCUGCAAUGUCGAUCUGCUGCGGAUCAUCCAAUUGGGCCUCACCUUCAUGGACGACGAUGGAAAGACACCACCCGGCUACUCCACCUGGCAGUUUAACUUCAAGUUUAAUCUAAGCGAGGACAUGUAUGCGCAGGACUCGAUCGAUCUGCUGCAGAACUCCGGAAUUCAGUUCAAGAAGCACGAGGAGGAUGGCAUCGAUCCCAUCGACUUCGCCGAACUGCUGAUGAGCUCCGGCAUCGUGCUUGUGGAAAACAUCAAGUGGCUGUGCUUCCACUCCGGCUACGAUUUUGGCUACCUUCUAAAGCUGCUCACCGAUCAGAACCUGCCCCCGGACGAAUCUGAAUUUUUCGAUCUGCUGCACAUCUACUUUCCCAACAUCUUCGACAUCAAGUAUCUGAUGAAGUCGUGCAAGAACCUGAAGGGCGGCCUGCAGGAGGUGGCCGAUCAGUUGGAACUGCGGCGCGUGGGCCCCCAGCAUCAGGCCGGCUCGGAUGCUCUGCUGACGGGCAUGGCCUUCUUCAAAAUGCGUGAGGUACAGCACACAAAUGAUUUGCACACUAAACCAGUGGCGCACGAUGUACUCUUUCGCUAUCUGCUUGUGCACACCAUGAACUUAAAGCCGACGAUCAGCUGUAUCCAUAAGCUGAGCCGUCCGGCAAACAAUGGGGGCCCUGCCCCCGACGAAUCUGCUAUAAUCAGCAGUGGCAACGGCACUGGCAACACCAACUCCUCCGAGCAGCUCACCUCGAGCGCCUACAUGGUUACACCUCCCAAUACGCCCGGCAUGGCCAAGAGCGAUGCCGCAUCGCUGUCCAAUCGCCAUGCGUCUAUUUGGAAUAGCUUCGGAUAAUUUGACUGCUCGAACGAUGGUGUUGCCGUGCACUUGCCACUGCUAACGUAACUUGCCUCCGCCCAUCAUAAUCAUUAUUCCUUAGGUUUAAGGUAUUUCAUGGUUGUCACAACGCAUUUUCAUACAUAACUCAUCUAUGUACUUAGUUAUUGUGCACAAUUUGCAGAGCCAGUGACCCAGAAUUUAUGAAUGAAAUCCAUAAUUUGAAGUGUU